AUGAAGUCACUUUUGGUUCUUCUUGCUCUCAUUAGUCUUGCCCUAGCUCAAUUUGGUCCACCAUUCGGUGGAUCCCAAUUUGGAGGACCAGGAUUUAAUAGAGGACCAGGUGGACCAGGAUUUGGAGGAUCAGGAGGGUUCGGUGAUUCCCGAGGUGGCAGCAACUUCGGAGGAUCCGGUUCUUCUGGACGUGGAGGCAAUGACUUCGGACGUGGAGGCAAUGAUUUCGGACGUGGUGGCAACGACUUCGGACGUGGAGGCAACGACUUCGGACGCGGAGGACACGAUUUCGGCCGUGGAGGCAAUGAUUUCGGACGUGGAGGCAAUGACUUUGGACGUGGAGGCAAUGACUUCGGACGUGGAGGAUCCAGCAAUAACAAUAACUUCGGAGGAAGAGGAGGUUCAUCCAACAAUAAUGAUUUCGGGCGUGGAGGAUCCAGAGAUAAUGAUUUCGGUCGUGGUGGAUCCGGAUCGAGAGACAACAACUUCGGAGGAAGCCGCGGCGGAUCAAACUUUGGAAAUGAUGGUAGAGGAGGAUCUGGCUUCAACAAUAAUAACAACAACAACUUCAAUAAUAACAGAGGAAACACCCCAAGCCCAGGUAUUGGAAUUGCUCAUCAAGUACUCAGUGGUCUCUUCGGAACUGGUCGUUAA
Auanema sp. JU1783 is the source of this 654-nucleotide messenger RNA. Lineage: Eukaryota; Metazoa; Nematoda; Chromadorea; Rhabditida; Rhabditidae. The record is from the annotation of a GenBank genome assembly.